Messenger RNA from Nilaparvata lugens (brown planthopper), 1458 nucleotides. It is a transcript of the gene Hph, whose product is annotated as egl nine homolog 1. Bases 285 to 1391 code for a protein of 368 amino acids. The transcript has 3 exons. The record is from RefSeq and is a predicted model, not a curated record. NCBI's taxonomy places the organism in Eukaryota, Metazoa, Arthropoda, Insecta, Hemiptera, Delphacidae. Gene Ontology annotation, molecular function: L-ascorbic acid binding; ferrous iron binding; peptidyl-proline 4-dioxygenase activity. Gene Ontology annotation, cellular component: nucleus; cytoplasm. Gene Ontology annotation, biological process: cellular response to hypoxia; peptidyl-proline hydroxylation to 4-hydroxy-L-proline.
UGAGGUGACAAAACUUUGAGGUUAUCUUUUCUAAUCAAAGAUGUACUUUGAUGUUUUCAAUUAGUAUGUUUACGGUUUUAAUAGCAACUAUAAUAGAAAUCUACGUGACAUUUGGAACAUACUAGAAGUGUUGCAUAAUAUUUUAGUAUUUGGUGGCAUACGUCCUGCAUUUUCACAAAAUUAGGUUGGCUGUGAGUUGAGUAGAUUAAUGUCUGCGGCCUUGCAGUUCCUUGUAGGCUAGCAAGCAAUUCAGUAAAUGGCAUAGCUAAUGUUUUUGCGUAAAAAUGGACAAUAGUGCAGUUUGUGAAUGGUGUAGAAAACGUGAGAAUCUCCUACGCUGUUCAAGAUGUCGAAGUGUCCAUUAUUGUUCCAAGGACCAUCAGUGUCAGGACUGGGAAAAUCAUAAAAGGUUAUGUCGAAAACUGUCUAAGAAUAAACCUAACGAAAAUAGUAAAGGUGGCAGUAUAGAUAUUGCAAAUCAAAAAUCAUCGUUAAAAACGGAUAAUCAGAAUGUAUCUAAGGGAACAGGUAGUAAACGUUCAAACAAAAAGUCCCAACCAGACCGAACGACUAGUCCGAUCACUUUUGAAGGCAGUUCUGAGAAUGACAUCAAGAAUGCUUGUGUUGAAACCUUGAAUCCAUCGCUAGAUUUUGGAGAAAUGCCAUCUAGCUCAAAAACAACAGAUUCUGACACGUUACUAAAGUCUGAGUGGAAGGAUUUCUCUGAAAUUAGGUUAGACAACGGUGUUCCUUUUCAACAUAGUUAUGACAGUGUACAGCAGAACACGAUUGAUAAGGUGUACAAGCAUGUGGUGAAAGAUAUGGACACAUAUGGUGUAUGUGUCGUGGACGGGUUCUUGGGUGCCGAAAGAGGUUCGGCCGUGUUAGACGAAGUGUUGGACAUGUAUCGCAAAGGGCUGUUUAGGGACGGGCAAUUAGUUAGCAAUAGGGUGAAUGCUGAUUUGAAAACGAUUAGAGGCGAUCAAAUCAUGUGGGUCGACGGCAAAGAGGCGGCCUGCAAGAACAUUGGCAUUCUGAUUGGUAUUUUGGAUGCAAUUGUGAUGAAGGCCAAUCGGCUAGCCGAUAAUGGGAAAAUGGGCGAGUUUAAUAUCAAUGGACGAACUAAGGCAAUGGUGGCAUGUUACCCUGGCGAUGGCUCACAUUAUGUGAAACACGUGGACAAUCCAAACAAAGAUGGCCGCUGCAUUACAGCCAUCUAUUACCUAAACAGAGACUGGGAUGUCGAGGAAGAUGGCGGCCUUUUGCGGAUAUUUCCUGACGGUUGGAAAGACCAGGUGGCCGACAUUCAGCCGCUCUUCGACCGCAUCCUGUUCUUCUGGUCCGACAGGAGAAAUCCACACGAGGUGCAAGCUGCCUUCCGAACCAGGUAAACACUGUCAUAUUGCAUUCAUGUCGAAUUUUUUUUCUCAUACAGGACUGUGCAGCCUCAGCACAGCC